Coregonus clupeaformis (lake whitefish) is the source of this 2034-nucleotide messenger RNA. RefSeq names its product P2Y purinoceptor 4. Gene Ontology annotation, cellular component: plasma membrane. The coding region runs from base 566 to 1672 and encodes 368 amino acids. Gene Ontology annotation, biological process: transepithelial chloride transport; G protein-coupled receptor signaling pathway. The record is from RefSeq and is a predicted model, not a curated record. Lineage: Eukaryota; Metazoa; Chordata; Actinopteri; Salmoniformes; Salmonidae. Gene Ontology annotation, molecular function: G protein-coupled UTP receptor activity; G protein-coupled purinergic nucleotide receptor activity. The transcript is spliced from 2 exons.
UCUCAAUUGUCUCAAGGUUUAAAAAACCUUCUUUAACCUGUCUCCUCCCCUUCAUCUACACUUACUGAAGUGGGUUUAACAAGGUACAUCAAUAAGGGAUCAUAUAUUUCAACUGGAUUCACCUGGUCAGUCUAUGUCAUGGAAUUGUUCUUAAUGUUUUGUACACUCAGUGUACAUGAGGCAUUUUUGUGAGAAUUAUGCUACAUCUCUUCAAAAGGCAAAUUUACAGAAAAAUAUAAGUAAUCAAAAAGUUGAUAUUGAACACUAUUUGAAAUCAGUGUUAUUAUCAUGCUAAAACAUUGAUUGAAUAUCGGGUUUGAAACGAAUAACUUGCCUCAGUUAUAUCGGUGUUGGAUUUCAGCGGGACGGAUGAGAAGAAGGGGGUAUAUUUCCUGUAGACCGGACGGUCAGUCAGGCGCAUAUCCUAUUUCUAUCCAAGCCGUUUGCAGACGUAGUGCACUCACUACACUGAGAGCAGCGGUCACAAGUCAAGUCUGUCUCGGCAAGUCAAUUUUGUAUCUAAACUGGAUAUACAAGACUUAGCUCUCUGCUGAAGAGACAGAAGAUGGACUCAGCCAUUAACAGCCACCUUGUGCGGAACCAGUCCAUUCUUUCGAGUGCUGGGUAUUCCAACGAGACCUGUCGCUUCGAUGAGGAGUUUAAGUACAUCCUACUGCCUGUUUCCUAUAGCCUGGUGUGUGUUCUGGGUCUGGUGCUGAACUCUGUGGCUCUGUGGAUGUUCCUGACCAAGAUGCGACCGUGGAACACCAGCACUGUCUACAUGUUCCACUUGGCCCUCUCAGACUUCCUGUAUGUUCUCUCCCUGCCCACCCUCAUCUACUACUACGCUAACCGCAGCCACUGGCCCUUCGGUGUGGCCGCCUGCAAGAUUGUCCGCUUCUUGUUCUACGCCAACCUCUACUGCAGCAUCCUCUUCCUCACCUGCAUCAGCGUCCACCGCUACCUGGGCAUCUGCCACCCCAUCAAGGCCCUGACCAUGGUGAAGCCGCGCCAUGCCCAUGCCGCGUGUGGCAUGGUGUGGGCUGCCGUCACGGCGUGUCUGGUGCCCAACCUCAUCUUUGUCACCACCAGCCAGAGGGACAACGACACGAUGUGUCACGAUACGACCAAUCCGGAGCAGUUUGAGGAGUAUGUGGACUACAGCUCUGCGGUCAUGGUCCUGCUGUUCGGCGUCCCCUUCAUAGUCAUCAUGAUCUGUUACUGUCUGAUGGCAAUGGCUCUGUGUCGGCCCAGACGGGGGCUCUCGCCAAGCCAGCAGAACUCACCCUCACGCACCAAAUCCAUCAAGCUGAUUGUGGUGGUGCUGGUGGUGUUCGCCGUGUGUUUUGUACCCUUCCACAUCACACGCACCCUUUACUACGCCUACCGCGUGCUGGAUGCCAAAUGUGAACUCCUGAACAUCGUCAACUUUGCCUAUAAGAUCACCAGGCCCCUGGCCAGUGUGAACAGUUGUAUUGAUCCCCUCCUGUAUUUCCUGGCUGGGGAUCAAUACCGCUCUAAGCUGGUCAAAGCUCUCACUGGAAAGAGACAGACAACCACCAGCCGCUCUGCUGCCUACCUGAAAAAGCGCCCCAAUAAGAACCAUAAGAUCACCCUGGUCUAUAAGAACCCAGAGCCUAAAGCCAGCACUGAACCUGAGAGAGUGCGUUAAACAUAUGUACAACUAUGGGGCAUCAUAUAGAUAUGCCUAACCUCUGUGAUAUAAACAGGGAGGAAACAGUUAACAGUCCUGGGCUGGCCACUACACAGCUGCACUUUCUUUGGAUGCGGUUCUGUCAUUUCGGACACAGGAUGACUACUGUCCAGGCUGAUCAAAGGGGCCUCUUGACAGAGCUCAGAUCUGAAUGAGAAGUUCAGUUCCUAUAAGGUUGUUAGGUCAACGCAGAUAAUGGCAUGUUAAAGAGAAUGAAGAAGUGGGAGUACGGUUGAGUUCAGAAAACAGCAGUGGUGGAAAAAGUACCUAAUUGUCAUACUUGAGUAAAAGUAAAGAUAACUUAAUAGAAAAUGACUCAA